AUGUCUGUCGAUCACCCAAUCCAUCCUGCCACCGUCCACUGGCCCUUGGCCUUCCUGACCACCGCCUAUGGCCUCGACGCCCUCCAUGUGGUCCGCCCAUACAUGCCUUCCACCUUGACCAGCUACCUCCCCACCGUCGUCGAAACAACACGAAUUGGCUACUGGGCUCUUGGUCUCGGCGUCCUUACUGCUCUCCCUUCCGCCGCCUCAGGAAUCGCACAAGCUGCCAAGAUGGUUCAGGCACAAGGUCUUUAUGAUCAAAACGGAAAGAUGAAGGCAAAGGCCAAGGUCCUGGUUGCACACGCUCUGAUCAAUGAUAUCGUCAUCAUUGUGUCGGGUUGGAUUUGGUACAAGAGGAGGAGUGCGAGCAGUAUGGAGUACCUCAAGGAAGGCUUGAACCCUAUGGCCUGUGAGCCGCAGACUUGGAUGGUGGGUGCCAGUCUUGUGCUGGGAGCUAUGUUGCUCUUUGGUGCCAACUUGGGAGGUACUCUGGUCUAUGACUAUGGUAUGGGUCUGUCCAUGGGCAAGAAGGUCAUCAAGAAGAACGAGUAG
This is a messenger RNA of Aureobasidium pullulans EXF-150, 552 nucleotides long. RefSeq lists its product as uncharacterized. The coding region runs from base 1 to 552 and encodes 183 amino acids. The transcript is spliced from 2 exons. The record is from RefSeq and is a predicted model, not a curated record. NCBI's taxonomy places the organism in Eukaryota, Fungi, Ascomycota, Dothideomycetes, Dothideales, Saccotheciaceae.